CCAUCUCCCGUUAUUCCUCUCCAAAUACAGACAGAGCUGCGAAUGAGAGAGGGAGACGGGGGUUUGUGAGCCUAAAAAUACACAGAGACACAUUACAGUCAUUUGUUUUGAGGAAAUUAAUCACUGGAAUAUUAGACAGACAGUGAGGGACAAACACACGUGUGUACACGGCGAGGAGAAGAAGCGCUCGCGGUGAAGUUUGUAGUCUGAAAGUCUCUUCGCCGAGUGUGGAUUUAUCGAGAAUUCAAAUCACUGCGAGUUUGCCAGGAGACGAAAAGACGAUUUAUAUGGUUUAAAUUAAGGCCGUCUCCACAGGCAUGUGCUAUGCCACUGGAUAACCCAGAGGACAGCAGCCUCCCAAACCUUGUAUGUCUGACUAAUGUGUUUUUGCAGUGCAGUGUGGGAUGGCCCUCUUCUUCACCCUGCUUCAUUCCCUCCUCCUGGGCAUUCUGGGAGCCCCAAGGGUCUAUAGCAGUUAUCCCCGCUUCUCUUUCAAUGACACGGUCUUCCAGCACCUGGCAUUGCACCCUGACCCCAACAUAGGAACAGUCUAUGUGGGGGCACGAGACCAUCUGUUCCAGCUUGCUGGUCUUGGUGGCCUCUGGCUUGAAGUAGAUGAGAGAACCGGCCCUUUGAGAGACAGCAAAGACUGUCUGCCUCCGGUAACACUAGAGAACUGUCCUCAGGCUGGACUAGUUAACAACCACAACAAGCUACUGUUAGUGGAUCCCUAUUCCCGUCAGCUCAUCACCUGUGGCAGCGCACACCAGGGAACGUGCCAGAAACGCAGCCUAGAUAAUGUGAAUGAAGUUAUAUUUUCUGCCGAGAGACCUGUUGAUACGCAGUACGUAGCGGCUAAUGACCCUACCACUUCAACGGUUGGACUUGUAGUGCGACCACAAGACAAAGAUCCCAUCCUCUACGUUGGGCGAGGCUACACCAGCAGUCACCCACCGGUGUCUACGCGUCAACUUUCAACAAAGCCUGUGUUCUCCUAUGAGGAAACCGCCAAACUCGCUGUUGCUGGACGGCUCUCUGAAUACGAUCACAAUUUUGUGGCUACUUUUGCCAGACGCAACCACGUCUACUUUUUAUUCUAUAGACGUGACCUGAAAGCUGCCUCAAGGGAGUAUCGGACGUAUGUGGCUCGAGUGUGUCUUGACGAUCAAGCAUAUUACUCCUACGUUGAAGUACCACUCAUGUGUCGCUCAAGCUCAACAGGCAGGAACUACAAUCUCCUCCAGGGUGCGCAGGUUGGAGGUGUGGAAUCUGGAGACUCACAGGUUUUAAUGGGAGUGUUUUCAACAGCGUUUAGUACUGCUAGUGGACCCAGUGAGGAAUCGGCAUUGUGUGUGUACGCUUUGGAUGAAGUAGACCAAAGUAUUGAUUCUACACGAGACCUGUGCUACACACAAGAUGGGGAGAAAGGUGGCAACAAAGUGGCCUACAUUGAGUACGAAGUUAAAUCAAGUUGUGCCAACCUGCCCACUAACACCCUAAAUGCUUAUCCCUGUGGUUCAGACCACACCCCAAGUCCAAUGGCGAGCCGGGAACCAGUUGAAGCCAAAUCCAUAUUGGACAGUCCAGCCGCCCGUCUGACUGCUGUGGCGGUUAGUGUAAAGGAAGACCAUACCAUUGUUUUCCUGGGUGACUCUCAAGGAAAUUUGCAUAAGCUGUUCCUGGCCAAAUCAGGAGAGGUGAAGAGUUACUCCACCCUUCUCAUCCAGCCAGGUUUGGCUAUCAACAGUGAUCUACUGCUGGAUUCCAGCCACAGACAUCUCUACAUCAUGACCAGCAAUUCUGUGGAGAAGAGGCCUGUGGCGGAGUGUGAGAAGCAUACCGAUUGCACCUCCUGUCUGUCAGUGAAGGACCCAUACUGUGGCUGGUGUGUGCUUGAUGGCCGGUGCGGGGUGCGUUCAGACUGUAGGUUUGGUUCAGUGGAAGGUCAUUGGCUGUGGAGUUUUGACGAGCAGCAGCAGUGUUUGAGAGUAGAGUCACUGAGCCAAUGUAAUGCCAGCCUUGGAGAGCAGAAACAGAUUGCUGUGGAUGUCCUAGGUUUGCCCAAUCUCUCAGAGGGUGAGAUGUACUCCUGUUUCUUUGAAGAAACUGAAACUGCUGCCUCUGUCCAGGGCACCACAGUCACCUGUGCCACUCCAGAGGCCCACAGACUUCCACCUGUACCACAGGGAGAGGACGCAGUGUCUGUUACCCUGUCCCUGCGGUUCAGGACUGUCACUGUAGCCGUCUCAGACUUCACCUUCUACGACUGCUCUGUGGUGCAGCAGCUCUCUGCCAGUAUGCCGUGUAGCGGUUGUGUAAACAGCCGUUGGAAAUGCAAUUGGUGCAUCCACCUGCAUGUUUGCACUCACCAGUCCACAUGUGACCAUGGUUUGAUCAUUUACAACCACCAUUUUACACUGCCCACAUCUCCUCCACAAACAAGAAAAGACUUUGUUACAUACACAUUCACCACCUCGCCACCCUCUACGACAAGCCCCUCAACCCCUGAGGUUACCAUAACAACCGAAACUGUUGUCAUGACUACCCCUUCAAUGACUCCUCCCACUACUCCAGAGCCCACUGUUGCCCCCACCACACCACUUCUGGAAACUACAACCCCUCUCAACAAUCCACCCACCACCUACAACCACGCGACAACUUCCUCUAUGUACAAAUCCAUGGCCACUACAGAGUCAGCUGAUAUAUUCACAAAGGCCUCGACUCCCUCGCAAAAUGGUUCUUGGAUUGAGGAGGAAGUCCAGGUAGGUUUGCUAUCAACACCGACCCCUCAAUCGUACGAAGAACUUGUGGGAGAUUCAAUACGUGAAGAGGCUGCUGAAGUGACGUUGCCCACGUUAAGAGCUGGUGAAGUGGUGACGAUUGGGCGAUUGGGUGAAGUGCUGCCUUCGUCUUCCUCUGAAGUGGUGACCCUCUCACAGGCAGAGCUGGAUGUAGAUGGUCUUAUAGACACAGGUGCUGCUAUGUCAUCUGCUAGCGCCCCCUCUGGCGAUGGUGAGGCAGGGCCUGAUUCAUCCGAUUUCCUCCUCGCUUCAGACAUGGACUACCAGUCCGACUCGGCUGACCUUUUCUUUCUGGGAGAAGAGAGUUUACAGAUGAUUGGUUCUCACGCCUGUCCGUGUGUGGAGGGCAUCCAGGGCAGCUCCCUCCUACCUGUCAAUGUUGAAAGGAAAAUCACUCUAGAGGGACACAACUUACACCUCUACCAGGACAAAGAGCUUGAUUACCAGUGUGUGUUGGUGAUCGAGGGCCGGUCAGUGGUGGUGGACGCUUUCGUGGAAGUGGAUGACACUCAGCCAUCUCUGUUCUUCAUAACCUGCCAACUACACAAGUACUCCUACUCUGCUGCUGUGGAAGAAUACAGGAGCAUCAUCUCGGUCAGAAGGAGAGAUUCCUUCCAGGUGGACUAUCCAAAAGACCUGCAUGUACGGCUGUAUAACUGCUCGGUGGGUCGCUCUGACUGCAGCCGCUGUCACACAGCCGAUCAGCAUUACGGAUGUGUGUGGUGUGAGGGGUCUCGCUCCAGCUGCAUCUACCAGAGCUCCUGUACAGACCACAUCCAGCAGACCUGCCCUGCUCCUCACAUACACACGAUUGAGCCCCUUUCUGGUCCAGUGGAGGGCGGCACAGUGGUCACAGUCUCUGGCUCUAAUCUGGGUCAGAGAGCAGAAGACAUCCAGCACUCGGUCACCAUAGGAGGAAUCCCUUGCACAGUCAUACCUGACAGAUAUGAGGUCUCUUCCAGUAUUAUUUGUGAGACCACAGCGAGUGGGGGGGAGCGGAGUGGGCACGUCUCGGUAGAGGUUAAAGGUGGAGGAAUCGGGCAGUCUGCCCAGCACUUCCGUUACCAGGACCCAUCGUUAUUGGGCGUGUCCCCUUUGAAAGGCCCAAUGUCAGGCGGCACAUCACUCACCAUCACUGGACGGAGCCUACUGACGGGCCAUCCCAGUGAGAUCAGCAUUCUUAUUGGUGGAGUCCCAUGUCACAUUUCUCCGGAGCAGUACAACGAACGUGUUGAAUGUGUUACUGGAGGGAGCAACAGGACUGGAGAGAGUGGUGUUAAAGUGCAGUUUGGCAGAGCCGAGCGCCAUCUACAGGAAGUAUUCUAUCAUUACACCCCAGAUCCCAAUGUGACCAAUGCGUUUCCUUCCAAAAGUUUCCUUAGCGGGGGCCGUAUUAUUCGAGUGUUAGGCCAAAAUCUGGAUGUGGUACAGGAGCCACGUAUCCGUGUGACUCUAACCCCACUGGAGCCACACUCUCAGAGGAGGAAGAGGAGGAGUGUGGGGUCUGGUGAGAAGAUCAAACAUUACGAACCUCUCAGAAGAGAGCGAAGGAUAGUCCCAGAACCAGACUGUCCUGAGGACAGUCUGUGUGCCAUAAAACAGGUUGAGGAACAGUGUACAGUGAAUAGCUCAACCCUGAUCCUAUGUCCCUCACCAGAAGUGGGACCCAAGGCCUUGCGUGCUGCCGUCAAAGUGCAUUUCCUCCUAGAUAACCUCCACUUUGAAUUUGAGGCGGUCAAUGGAAGCCCCUUCAUUUAUGAGCCGAACCCUGUUCUUCAUACCCUCAAUCAACACCACCCAAGCAAGCCUUUUCGCCACAAACCCGGCAGCAUCAUCUCUGUGGAGGGCGAGAACUUGGACCUGGCAAUGUCUAAGGAGGAGGUGGUUGCUCUGAUAGGAGAUGGGGAGUGUGCUGUGAAGACUCUAACCAUGAACCACUUGUACUGUGAGCCACCAACACAACAGCCACCAGUGUCUGUGACCAAGAAACGAGUGUCCACUGAGGCGCUCCCAGAGUUCACUGUAAGGAUGGGGAAUCUGAACUUUUCUUUGGGACGAGUGCAGUAUGAUUCUCAAGGCCAGGCUGCCUUUCCUCUGGAGGCCCAGGUUGGGGUCGGGGUGGGAGCCUCGAUUGUGGCUCUUAUUGUGCUGGUUAUCGUGCUCAUAUACAGGAGGAAAAGUAAGCAAGCACUAAGAGACUAUAAGAAAGUUCAGAUCCAACUGGAAAAUUUGGAGACCAGUGUCAGAGAUCGCUGUAAAAAGGAAUUCACAGAUCUGAUGACUGAGAUGAUGGACGUGUCCAGUGAUCUGAUGGGAUCUGGAAUUCCAUUCCUUGACUAUCGCAGGUAUUCUGAGAGGAUCUUCUUCCCCGGUCACCGUGAUUCUCCGCUGAGGCGGGACCUGGACGUUCCUGCUUGUCGCCGGGCUACUGUGGAGCAAGGCCUGGUUCAGCUGUCUAACCUCCUCAACAGCAAGCUGUUCCUCACAAAGUUCAUCCACACUCUGGAAGCCCAGCGGACCUUCUCUCCAAGAGACAGGGCAUAUGUGGCAUCCCUCCUCACAGUGGCACUGCACGGCAAGCUGGAGUAUUUCACUGACAUCUUAAAAACUCUGCUUAGUCACCUGGUGGAGCAGUACACCACUAAAAAUCCCAAACUCAUGCUACGCAGGACUGAAUCUGUGGUGGAAAAGCUGUUGACUAAUUGGAUGUCCAUUUGCCUGUACUCCUUCCUCAGGGACACAGCAGGCGAGUCAUUUUUCAUGCUGUUCAGAGCCAUAAAGCAUCAAGUAGAUAAAGGUCCUGUGGACGCUGUUACAGGCAAAGCUAAAUACACACUCAAUGACAACCGACUACUACGAGAAGAUGUGGAGUACCGCACACUGACUCUGAAUGUUAUUGUGAGCAGUGGAGGUGCUGGUGAGUCUCAGACGGUCCCCACCAAAGUGCUGGAUUGUGACACCAUCACUCAGGUGAAAGAGAAGAUUUUGGAGCACACAUGCAAGGGCACGUCACUUUCCCAAAGACCCUCCGCAGACUCCGUUCAUCUCGAGUGGAGAGCAGGAAUGGCUGGUCAUCUGAUCUUGUCAGAUCAGGACUUGACAUCAGUGGUUCAGGGUUCCUGGAAACGUCUCAAUACUUUACAACAUUACAAGGUACCUGAUGGUGCCACAAUAACACUUGUGUCACGACAAUCCAAGCAAAUCCACCAUGACAGCCAUGACUACAUACCAGGCGAGAAGACCCCAAUGUUGGAAGAUGGAGAAGACGAAGGAGUGAAACAAUGGCAUCUGGUGAAGGCCAGCGAGGAGUCGGAGCUUCCCAAACACAGACGAGGCAGUCUUAGAGACAAAGAGCGAGAGAGAGCCAAGGCUAUACCAGAGAUCUACCUCACUCGCCUGCUGUCUGUGAAGGGUACACUGCAAAAAUUUGUUGAUGAUCUGUUCACUGUGAUUCUGAGCACCAGUCGACCGGUUCCUUUGGCUGUGAAAUAUUUCUUUGAUUUGUUGGAUGACCAGGCAGCACAGCACAACAUUACAGAUCCAGAGACAAUCCACAUAUGGAAAACAAACAGCUUACCGCUGAGAUUCUGGAUCAAUAUUCUGAAGAACCCUCAAUUCAUAUUUGAUGUUCAGGCCUCUGACAAUGUAGAUGCUGUGCUGUCAGUCAUUGCUCAGACUUUCAUGGACUCUUGCACCAUCGCCGACCAUAAACUGGGCAGGGAUUCCCCAAUCAAUAAGCUACUGUAUGCUCGAGACAUCCCACGGUACAAACAAAUGGUCGAGAGAUAUUAUUCAGAUAUAAGACAGACCAUCUCUGUCAGUGAUCAAGAGAUGAACUCCGCUCUAGCUGAACUCUCCAGGAACUACUGUAAUGAGGUUAAUCAUCUAGUGGCAUUACAUGAGUUGUACAAGUAUAUCAACAAAUACUAUGAUCAGAUUAUCACAGCUUUAGAAGAGGACUCAACAGCUCAGAAGAUGCAGCUGGGAUACAGACUACAACAGAUCGCUGCAGCUGUGGAGAAUAAAGUAACUGACCUUUGACCUGUAACCUUGGAUAGAGACUGGAAAAAAAGCAACAAAGCCAAUGAAAGAGAGAGAGCCAAGACCUUGCCCAGAGGCAUGAACUCUCACUUCCUGGAAAGAACUAAAGCAUUCUGAGAGGAACAGAAGCUAUUUGAGACUGAGAUCUGAGACAUUGUUACAAUUAAAGAUGCAGCAUUCGCAGAUAUUACACAUACAUUAUUGCUGGUCUGCUGAAUUGCUCUCUCUGCUAAAAGUAAGGGUCAAUGUUUCAUGAAAGAUUUCAUCCGCAGAGCCCUCGCCAACACACUACAGUGCCUCUGAAAGCUCCAAAAGUGCUGCUUGAACUUCUACUGUUUGUUUGUUGGAGGGGUGUCUGAUGUCUAUAGAUGUUCCUCAUCUAACAUGUAUGGCCGGCGUAUUUUAUUAAUAAUUGUUUGCGCAUUACACUGUUCAGUCUUACGCAGACCACCUGUUUUGCAGGUUUUUGUGAAACUGCUAGCUUUUAUGUAUUUGGUGUGAUGUAAUUUAUGUUGCCGCUACACCCAGUGUCUUAAUACUAAGAAACAAAAUCUUCUUGUAAGUUCUUCAAAGGACAAUUAAAUGAAUUGUCUUGCUCCACACACCCAUAGAUGUUUUGUUUUUGCCAUGUUAUUUGACCUAAACUGUACAUGCUAGAAAAUACUUUUUUUGGAUGUCUUGUUUUUAUCCAGAAUAUUUUUUUAAACGCUGGUUUAAGGGACCUCUCCUUAAAAGGGCCAUGUGUGAUGCUUUCAUAUGGCACAGAAUACAGUAUUAUAUACCGUACAUUAACAUGCAUGGACACUCACCGUGAAUUCAGAGAUAAAUGGUUGGCACAUAUAUGUCAUAUGUGUAAACCUGUUUUAAGUCACAUUUUAUUGAUUAUUAUCAUGUAAAUAGAAGGUUAACCCGAUUAACACAUUUGACAAUUAAUUAAGGUUGUGUCAUGUAACGUUCACAAUGCUCAGUUGUAAAUUUGUUCAUAGUCAUUUAGAGUUUGUUUUUUCAGUGUUAAUGUGUGCUAAUUAAUGUUCUGAUGUUUUUGUUGGCUUGCAUUAGUAAAAAAAAACGAUUGUUUACCUGGCUGUCCAAAAUGUGUAUGUACAGUAAAUCCCUGCACACUUGGCUGAAUGAAGCAGUUCAUUUAUGCAAAUCUUUCUAUUCUGUGCGAUCGCGGUCAUACUUUCUAUCUUUUUGUUUGUUGUUUGUUUUUUGUUUUUUUGCUUUUAAAUUGGUCUCACAUUCUUAAAAGAACAGAAAAUCCAAAAAUUUGUAUUUUCAUUUUUGGGUGAACUAUCCUUUUAAAGACAUGUUUGUUUUGUUCAGCCCAUGUAAGUGUGUUCUUUAAAGAAGAUGUGGUUAAUAGCAAAAGGUAGUUCAGAUACAUAAUAGUAAAACAUAAGAUGAUUUGAUUUAUAUCCAUCUUGCCCUCUUACCCUUUACAGAAAUGGCUGAAUUGUUUGGAAAUUAAAUAAUAGCUGUAAAAAGUAAUGUGGACCAUCUGCACAUCAAGGACAUCCUUGUGCAUCCUUACAGUGUUUUUGAGUAAGCACAAAGCAUUACACAUGCCUUUUCAGCCAUAUGAUGUUCUUUUUUAAUGAUCGUUCAGUUAUUCUUGUUUUGUUUUAUCUUGCAUUUCCUAAACACUGAAUGCACAUAACUACUGCAGCUGCUGCGUUUUCUUUUUUUAUGUAAUUAUUUAUUAUUUUAUUUUUGAUUGGCUGUCAAUGGCAGGCUAGUAAUGUACAGACCAAAUUGUUUGGUAAUUAUGACCCACCCUAAUUGAAAAAAUCUAUUUUCUAUCUUUUAAUACGGCGAACUGCACAUUCAUGCAGAUAUUGGUCUUAUUUUUGCUGUAGUUCACUGUUGUGCUACAGGUGUUUUAGAUGUACGUGUGGCUGUGAUACACAACAUAUUAUUUUGUAGGUCAUGUACGGGAUGCGCUGGCUAUUUAAAGCAAUUUUACAUUGUUUUUACCAUCUCGUCCUUAUUACUUGUCCAUUUCUAUUACAUAAAAUGUUAUUAAAUGAAAUUUAUUCUGUAAAUAAAAUGUUGCGAUCACUCAUGAAAUGUUUCACAAGCUGUUAGACUGGAGCGAGCGUCUCUUUGUUUCAUCUAUA
This is a messenger RNA of Xyrauchen texanus (razorback sucker), 8962 nucleotides long. RefSeq names its product plexin b1a (gene plxnb1a). Lineage: Eukaryota; Metazoa; Chordata; Actinopteri; Cypriniformes; Catostomidae. Gene Ontology annotation, biological process: negative regulation of cell adhesion; regulation of cell migration; regulation of cell shape. The transcript is spliced from 38 exons. The coding region runs from base 405 to 6842 and encodes 2145 amino acids. Gene Ontology annotation, molecular function: semaphorin receptor activity; protein binding. The record is from RefSeq and is a predicted model, not a curated record. Gene Ontology annotation, cellular component: semaphorin receptor complex.